AUGGCGAUGGAACAACAGGAGAAUGCCGAUCCAAAUAUCGCCGAAAAUAGUCGAUUAUACAGAAACACACAUCAGCCACAAUCACAAGAAAUCCGCAGGCACUUUAAGUGUUCUAAAAGGAGAUCAUACAGCGAUCCCAUGAAUAAGACUAUGGCGAAGAGAAGACGUGAUACGGUCCAAGCGACAAACUUGAAACCCAAAGAUUGGAACCGACGCUCUGUGAAGCACAGACAAAAGUUUGAACAGCUUUUAAAACUGUGGGAAAGUGAACCUCAAUUUAUAACAAUGAUAAAUGAUAAUGGCAUAUGUUUCAAGGAAGAGUUCGCAAUAGGCAGGGGCAGUGACGGCACAGAG
This is a messenger RNA of Paramuricea clavata, 354 nucleotides long. The record is from the annotation of a GenBank genome assembly. NCBI's taxonomy places the organism in Eukaryota, Metazoa, Cnidaria, Anthozoa, Malacalcyonacea, Plexauridae.